ACACAGCAGCAUGUUAUUGCUGGCAGGAGAGUGAUUUGUGUGUUGUUUACAUACAGGCCUCUCCCCUGUCAGUGUUACUUGGCGAUCGCCGGGUGCCGGCGGGGAAUCUACAGUCGGGACCCGGUGAUUGACAUCUGUAGCCGCCAAUGGCAGCACUGAUUGGCCAAUAGUGGUCACAUGAAUAGUAGUAAGCAAGAUGUCACUUCUGACAUCAUUGCUUACUACUAGUGAAAUCUGUGAAUGAUCACAGAGGUCACAAGGUACAAGGCUAUUCACAACAGCCUUGUACCAUGCGACAAGCUGUGACCAAUCACAGCUCUCACAGUA
This is a messenger RNA of Staurois parvus, 327 nucleotides long. The record is from the annotation of a GenBank genome assembly. Lineage: Eukaryota; Metazoa; Chordata; Amphibia; Anura; Ranidae.